AUUGACUACAUGUGUAUUGAAAGGGAUGUCAACAAUAAUGCAGUAAUUGAUGGCAUAUUUGAACAAAAGGUUUGCAAAACAAACGAUUCAGUGAUUGAAUUGAAAUUUUGAAAUCCAUUUGAAAAGUGAUUUGCAAUUGAAUUGAGGAGUGAUUGAGAAGAAGAUGUCGUUUCGCAAUAAAUCAAAGUCUCAUUCGUCGAAAGGCCAAUCGGGUCCGGAGGGGAAGUCGUUUCAAUUGAGUCGAAACCGAUUUGUGUCGGUCUCGGAGUUCAAGAAUCAGAUGAGAGUCGAUGUCCGCGAAUACUAUACCGACGAUAACGGAGACCAAAAGCCCGGCAGAAAAGGGAUCAGUCUUUCGAUGGAUGAGUGGAAUAAAUUGAUUAACUUUUUGCCCAAAAUCGAGAAAGCGAUCAAAAAGAUGGACGACUCGGGCGACGACUCCGACGACUCUUCUGACCGAAGAGGCAAACACUCAAAACGCACCAAAAAGUCGGACUCAGAAGAUCUCGAUUCCGAUAACUCUGACGAUAAGCGCAAGAAGUCUAAGAAAGAGGAGCCGAAGCCUAAGAAAGCCAAGACAUCUGAUUCGGAAGACGAUUCCGAUGACGACAAGCGCAAGAAGUCUAAGAAAGUUGUCUCCGAUUCGGACUCUUCGAAA
Medioppia subpectinata is the source of this 658-nucleotide messenger RNA. The record is from the annotation of a GenBank genome assembly. NCBI's taxonomy places the organism in Eukaryota, Metazoa, Arthropoda, Arachnida, Sarcoptiformes, Oppiidae.